Alosa sapidissima (American shad) is the source of this 2731-nucleotide messenger RNA. RefSeq names its product tyrosine 3-monooxygenase/tryptophan 5-monooxygenase activation protein, theta polypeptide a (gene ywhaqa). The coding region runs from base 302 to 1039 and encodes 245 amino acids. Gene Ontology annotation, biological process: signal transduction. The record is from RefSeq and is a predicted model, not a curated record. The transcript has 6 exons. NCBI's taxonomy places the organism in Eukaryota, Metazoa, Chordata, Actinopteri, Clupeiformes, Clupeidae. Gene Ontology annotation, cellular component: cytoplasm.
GUCAAACGUUUACACGUUACGCCUUUAUCGUUCAGUUUGGUUGAGGGCUUCCUCCUCCUCCACAUCUAAACCGAUCGAGCCCUCUUGAAGCAAAGGGACCUAAGCAUUCUAAGACACGCAAAGGAUCUAAAGUUAACCUCACGCCUUUCAUGACAACAAGCGCUAACUAGCCGCUGCUUUUCUGGUCUGACAUCCGCUGCACGCGUGCCCCUGUCAUUCGUUUUGGACUUCUCAAAGCGGACUUGAAGACUCUGAAGGAGUAAGCCACUAAGGUAGCAACUUAGUUUAAAGGCAUUAAACGAUGGAUAGGACGGAGCUUAUUCAGAAGGCCAAGCUGGCUGAGCAGGCAGAGCGCUACGACGACAUGGCUGCAUCCAUGAAAGAGGUGACGGAGCAGGGAGUAGAACUGUCGAACGAGGAGAGAAAUCUGCUCUCUGUUGCCUACAAGAACGUUGUCGGCGCGCGGAGAUCGGCCUGGAGGGUAAUUUCUAGCAUCGAACAGAAGACCGAGGGCAACGACAAGAAGCUACAGAUGGUGAAGGAAUACCGGGAGAAGGUGGAAUCAGAGCUGAGAGAUAUUUGCAAUGAUGUGCUGGAGCUUUUGAACAAACAUUUGAUUGAAAAGUCCACAAACCCUGAGAGUAAAGUCUUCUAUUUGAAGAUGAAGGGUGACUAUUACAGAUAUCUUGCUGAAGUUGCCGCAGGAGAUGACAAAAAGGAGACGAUAACCAACUCGCAGGGCGCCUACCAGGAGGCCUUUGACAUCAGCAAGAGCGAGAUGCAGCCCACACACCCCAUCCGCCUGGGCUUGGCCCUCAACUUCUCAGUGUUCUACUAUGAGAUCCUCAACUCCCCAGAACAGGCCUGCUCCCUGGCCAAGCAGGCAUUUGAUGAAGCCAUCGCUGAGCUCGACACGCUGAACGAAGAUUCCUACAAAGACAGCACACUUAUCAUGCAGCUACUGAGAGACAACCUCACAUUAUGGACCUCUGACAACGCUGCUGAUGAAGGCGAAGGAGGAGACGGGGGCGAGAAUUAGGAGAAUGUGACGCCUCUCCACAAAAACAAGGAAAAAUAAGAAAAAAAAAACUUUUUACACAUUUCAUCCCUUCAUUCCUUAUUUCACUUAAGAAUAGUCUUUCCGUGGAUCCCCAUAACUGCAGACGUGCUGGUGUGUGCCUGUGAGUGUGUACUGUGCCUAUAAAGAGUAUUCACUCUCCUCGAAAGAUUUAAUCUUUUACGGUUGUACAACAUUGAAUCAUAGUCAAUUUAAUUUGCCCUUUUUGACUCUCAAAUGGAGCCAAAUGAUUUAUUGAAGUAUUCGCCCUCUUUGAAAUAAAUAAUCAUUGGUGCAGCCAGUUGGUUUUAGUCAGUGUGUUUCAAGUGGUCCUGGUAUAAAUACACCUGCAUCUGUCUGGGCAAAAACUACAGCAUGAAGACAAAAACAGAUGCUAAGCAACUCUGAAAACAUUACUGAGAAGCACAAGUGAGGGGAUAGAUGCAAGGAAAUUUCACUGAAUAUAUUUUAGAGUAGACUACAAUUGAAUCCAUCAUUAAGAAGGGUAAUAUGGCAUGGCUGUAAAUCCGUCUAGAGCCAGGUGCUGUACCCAUCACUCUACUGAAGAGUGGCAAAGAAUGUCCCAGUUGGAAAAAAAACCUUGAUAUCUCAGCUAGAGUUUACCAGAAGGAAUGUGGGAGGUUCUAAACUCUGAAGUGGAGAGAAGUUUUAUGGUUUUGUGUUAUAAAACAAUUAAAGGUGAAAACUUCCAAAGAGAGUAAAUACUUUUUAUAGGCACUGUGUAUUUGUGUACAUGGACUUAUUUAAUCUUUUUCCCCACCACUUGGCUUUUAUUAUGAUUAUAAAACAGAGUUAAAUUGAUAUCUCCAUUCCUUGAAUUGUAUAUGUCCCGGCCUUCUUUAUGUGCAGUCUCUGCCAUAGAAAAGUAUUGAUAGGUUCAUGUACCACUGAUUAUGCCUCCGCUUGAUGAGAGGGCAGCAGGAUUUGUGUGCAUAUGUUCAAACACCAAAUGGCUAGAUGCAUUUUCACCCAUAGCAAGGCAGUGGGAAUUCUAAAGAGUGACACAUGUACUUUAUCAAUGAUGUGCGAGAUGGCCAUUAGCCAACUUUUGGCCUGUCUUUCCAGCUCCUGUUGGACUUAUAUCAGCAGAUGAGACAGUGUUGUUGACCAUUCAUGCAUUGGACUUGAAACACUUUUGAAGCCUCUGUUCUUUUAAGCUUUGUGAGCUAUAGUCUAACCACAGUAGCAAGUCAGUGAGCCUCUCUCCGCCAAGCCAACACUCUUCGUUGGCAGUAAAAAGGUGCGUCCUUGAUGGGCAAAAACACUCCUUUUUGGGUAAUGUUCACAUCAAUGUGUUUACACGUAGCAUGUAUGAUCUAAUAGACUUACAUUAUAAGAUGGAGUUUUAUGCAGACCAAACAGUGAGUAAAUAAAAAAAAAUAUUUAUAUGACCUCAUGCAUGCCAGGUUUCAGUGGACACUGGAAUGGGAACCAAUUCAAUCCCGAAAUUCCCACUUUGGACUUAGUACUUUUCAUUGCAGAUUUGUGCACAUGUACGGGAGUGUCUGGUUUGUCCAGUGCUUUGUCUUUAGAGAUUUGGACCACUAUUGUGUAUUUGCUAAUCAUUGAUUGUAGUCCUAAAAGCCUUGUGGAAACGUACAUGCCCUACGCAAGUUAUGUAACAUGAAUAAAGAUGACAUUUUCUAAACCACA